Molecule: messenger RNA, 3344 nt
Organism: Petromyzon marinus (sea lamprey)
Lineage: Eukaryota; Metazoa; Chordata; Hyperoartia; Petromyzontiformes; Petromyzontidae
Gene: GATA3
Product: GATA binding protein 3
Biological process (GO): negative regulation of transcription by RNA polymerase II; cell fate commitment; positive regulation of transcription by RNA polymerase II
Cellular component (GO): nucleus
Molecular function (GO): zinc ion binding; RNA polymerase II cis-regulatory region sequence-specific DNA binding; DNA-binding transcription factor activity, RNA polymerase II-specific
Source: RefSeq, a predicted model, not a curated record
GGGAGUGGCGAGAGGAGGAGAGCGAGCGAGAGAGUCAGAGAGAGAGCGAGAGACGAGGAGACGGAGCGAGAGUCUGGAGUCGAUCCGCGGGGAUCUCGGUUCCCAGGAUCCCGAGGCCAGGGUACCUAACAGUGAUCAUCAUUGUGCCCGGCUGAAUUCCUGUCAAUGAUCAGCAUCGACUACUGCCUUCGUCCACCUCGUCAGCUGUAGUCUUCGUCAGUCACCGACCACCACCACCACGACCACCACCACCACCACGUCGUCAGAAGACCUCAUCACCUCUCACCGACCUCGUCUUUGUCGACAUCGUCGGCGGACGUCGUCAAUUGUCGGUCUCCACCUCAUCGCCAUCAUCAUCAGCGUCGUCAUCAUCGUCGUCAUCAGGAGUCAUUGUUUUCAUCGUCAUCCUCAGCGGACCUCAUUGCUCAUCGAUGUCGCUAAUCGUCGCCAUCACAAUCGACGGUUAAUCUUUGAUCGUUAUCAAGCGUCAGCUGACACCGCUACUCAUCGAUCAUCGUCUCUGUCAGCGAUUUCAAUCAAUCAUCAAUCAUCGUCGUCAAUCACCAACCAUCGACCAAUCAACCGCCAACCAUCGACCAAUCAAGGGCCAACCAUCGACCAAUCAACCGCCAACCAUCGACCAAUCAACCGCCAACCAUCGACCAAUCAACCGCCAACCAUCAACCAAUCAACCGCCAACCAUAGACUAAUCAACCGCCAACCAUCGACCAAUCAACCGCCAACCAUCGACCAAUCAACCGCCAACCAUCGACCAAUCAACCGCCAACCAUAGACUAAUCAACCGCCAACCAUCGACCAAUCAACCACCGACCAUCGACCACCGACCACCGUCCCUGCUGCCGAGCCAUGGAGCUGAGGCGCGGACCCCGCUCGCCCCUGGGUGCCGCACCCCGUGGUGCUCACGGGGGACCAAGGCGGCGGAGGGGUGGACCCGGGAGUCGGGGUGGUGGGGGUAGGGUUUGUGGGGGGGCCCUCGCACCCCCACGCUCUCCCUGCCGCCGCCGCUGUUUCUUCUCACUGCUUCGUGGACGCGGCUCAGCUGCGGGGCUCCGAGGAGGCGGGUGACGCGUUCCUGGGGGGCGCGGAGCAGCGCCGCACCCCCGUCGGGGGGCUCCUCUUCCCCGCGGCGGCGGGGCAUGGAGGUUACCGCACCCCCACGCACGUCCGCCAGGUGUGCCGGCCCCAGGUGCUGCAUGGGGCCGCGCUGUCCACGUGGCUACAGGAGAAUGGACGCGGCCUCUCCCCUCACAACGCGUGGAGCGCCGCGCACGGAGCCUUCGCGAAGCCCGGAGGCCUCAUUAACCACACGAGCAGCAGCACAUCAGCAGCGGCAUCAGCAGCAGCAGCAGCGGCGGCAGCGGCGGCUCACGGAGGAAUGUACGCAGGCGGGGGAGGUGGAUCAUCGCUAUCUCAUAGCCCCCUGGUCUACGGCUUCCCACCCACCCCGCCCAAAGACCCAUCACCGCAUCACCAUCAGCAGCAGCACCAGCAGCAUCAGCAGCAGCAUCAGCAGCAGGGCCUCCACGUGGCGGCGGCGAGACGCGCGGACGAGUGCAAAGAUUCGGAGGCGCUCAAACUGGAGUUGAACCCGGGUCACAGGAGCACCCAUCAUCACCAUCCCAUCGCCACGUACGCGGCGGCUUACCAUCAUCACCACCCUCACCAUCCUCACCAUCACCCCCACCAUCACCACGCGCACCACCCGCUGGGAGAGGGCGCCCCCUCGCCGCACGGGGCCCUGGCCGCCCCCGCUCCCCUCUUCCACCCCGCGGACAUCUACGGGGGGCCCGGAUCGAGUUUCAUCCCCAAAUCAAGAAGCAAGAGCCGAUCGGCCACGGAGGGCCGUGAGUGUGUGAACUGCGGCGCGACCUCGACGCCGCUCUGGCGCAGGGACGGCACGGGCCACUACCUCUGCAACGCGUGCGGCCUCUACCACAAGAUGAACGGGCAGAACCGGCCGCUCAUCAAACCCAAGCGGCGCCUGUCUGCCGCCAGGCGGUCCGGGACUGCUUGCGCCAACUGCCUGACGAGCACCACCACGCUGUGGAGACGGAACGCGCACGGGGACCCCGUGUGCAACGCGUGUGGACUCUACUUCAAACUCCACAACGUGAACCGACCACUCACCAUGAAGAAAGAAGGAAUUCAAACACGAAAUCGCAAGAUGUCCAGCAAGAGCAAAAAGAUGAGGAGGAGUGGCGCUGACGGAGCCCUCAGUGACCCCGAAGAUCUGAUGAUCAAGAACUACCAUCACCAUCAGCAGCAACAGCAACUCCAUCACCACCACCAGCACCACCACCAUCAUCAUCAGCAGCAACAGCAGCAGCAGCAGCAACAGCAGCUUCUCCAGCAUCAUCAACAUCAUCAGCAAUCAUCUCCACCACCACCAGCAUCAUCACCAGCAUCAGCAGCAGCAUCAUCAGCAGCAGCAGCAGAUGGACAAAACAUUGCCCGUGGGUUGGGAUGUCUCACCUGGGAGUGGGACACCUGGACACGGCGAUGCACGGACAACCUGGGCCACCUUGGGCAGCUGGGACAGCUGUCUCCGUUCGGUUCCCCCGUGGCUCACGCCCACGCGGGCCUACCCUUCGUGUCGCCACACCACGCCGGCAUGAUCACGGCCAUGGGGUAGCGGUGGAGAAGACCGUAAGGGAGUACGUCUGUGUGUUUGCCUGUCUGUGUGUGUGUCCGUGUCUUUCUCUGUCUAUCGACCUUUGUUUGUGUAUCUGUCAUUGUGUGUCCGUAUGUCGGUAUGUGUCUGUUCAUCUUGUUCGUCUGCGUCUGUCCGUUUGCAUGCCUGCCCCUACGUCAGUGCAUCUGUCAGUCUGCGUGUUUCUCUGCGCAUGUUUCUGUCUGUUUGUACGUCUAUCAGUCUGUGUGUAAAUCCAUCUGUGUGUCAAUCCAUCUGUGUGUCAAUCCAUCUGUCGGCCUCAAUGUCUGUCUGUCUGUACAUAAGUCUCUGCGUGCGUUUGUACAUCUGUGUGUCUUGGGCCGCUUUCUUCCGAAAGGAAAGUAACUCCUUCACCACCUUCUUCACCACAUCACCAUGACACUCCCAUCACACGACCACCAGAGCCUGCAACAUCACCAUCACACCGCCAUCACGGCGUGCAACAUCACUACCGCUCUUCCAUCACACCGCCAUCAGACUGCACGCACAAAUGCAUCGGCACAUUCGAGCUGCAUUGUGUUCGCUCCGCUGUGUGUAUCCCUCGAGGCGAGCCAACUCGUCCUAUGUGCCGGGUCAAUCUUCCCAAUCGCCCCCCCCCCUUAUUUCUUGUCCCCCCUUAUCCCUGUCCCCCUAACCCUGCCCCCCCCUUAUC